Molecule: messenger RNA, 2475 nt
Organism: Postia placenta MAD-698-R-SB12
Lineage: Eukaryota; Fungi; Basidiomycota; Agaricomycetes; Polyporales; Adustoporiaceae
Exons: 9
Coding region: 1-2475 (824 amino acids)
Biological process (GO): DNA repair
Cellular component (GO): nucleus
Molecular function (GO): DNA binding; catalytic activity
Source: RefSeq, a predicted model, not a curated record
AUGACACUAUGGCACGCUGCAGAGUACGUCGCGCACGACCCAUGGAAGCUCCUCGUCGCCGUGACCCUUCUGAACAAGACCGCGGGCACCCACGCUGUGCCGGCAUUCCUAGCACUCACCGACGCGUGGCCCACGGCGCACGCCCUCGCACGAGCUCCGCAGGGCGUCCUGCAGGCGCGCAUCGCGCAUCUCGGGCUGGGCCGCUCGCGCUCGGAACGCCUCAUUGCGCUGUCGCAAGCAUACUGUGCGGACCCGCCGGUGCGCGGGAACGUGCGCCCAUCGCGGUGCUACGUGGACGUGGGCGUCGGGGCGCAAAGGCAGCGGUAUCCCCCGACAGAGGCCUCGCAUCUGCCGGGGAGCGGGCCGUAUGCGCUAGAUUCGUAUAGGAUUUUCUGCGCGGGGGAGGACGAAUGGAAGGCGGUCAUGCCCCGGGAUAAGGAGCUAGUCAGGUAUCUCAGAUGGAACUGGGCCGUCAUGGCGUUUCGCCGCUGGGACGCUCUCCAUGGCCCAGGAGGAGAUGUCGACAUUCCCUAUAUCAUAGGGGCUGUGUAUUUAUGGGAAACAAACGGGAUGAUUUGGAUCAGGCGAGGGACUCGGAGUACAUCACUCGAGCAGAUGGCGCGGCAACUCGCCCUCCAUGCCGCCCGCGCCUCCCACUGGCACUCCCGCCUUCUCUCCGCCCUCGACGCCACCGACGCCCUUCGCGCACAACAUCGCGCGGAGAUCGUCGUGGAGCGCCGCGCCGCCGCCGCUCUCGCACGCAAGCUUGAAGCAGCGCGCAGGUACAUCAGGGAGGCGCAGGCCGAUUGGGACGACAUGCGCGAGGCGCUCAGCGCCGUCGUCGAGAAAGAACCACUGAACGCCCGCACGAUGACGUGCAAAAAGGCUCGCGAGAACCAGGACAGCCACCGCGCGCUGUAUGCACAUGCGCAGGCCAUCAUCCUCACCCUGCGUGCUGAGCUCGAGUCCGAGCGCACCGCGCACGCGCACACGCGCCAACAAACAGAAUCAGAGAUCCUCUCGCUGUCCGCGCGUCUAGCGCGGCGCGAGGCCGAGCUCGAGGCGUGUGUCGCGCAAGCACAUGUACAUCCUCCGGCUGAAGUCCCGCCGAUCAAAGACUCUCAUUCCGCACCCUCGGGUCCCUCGGAACACGCGGGCCAUGCGAGACGCGCGGAUUUCAUGGGCGUCGCGGGAAAUGGGUUAGACGCGCAUUCGUCGUCGUCGCAGCGCUCAACACCGACACUAACGCAGGACGACGCGGUCCGGAUCCUAGACUUCUCUGCGUCGCGAAACAGGGCGCUCGAGGCGGAGUCGCAAUCACCUCGACAGGCACUCAUUGACCGGGCAGGGUCCAAGACCGAUCAGCAGCCCCCUUCUCGCGCAUCCAGCCGUGCGCACCUGCCGCAAACACCUCGAUCGCCCCCUCCGUUCUCGCAAGCGCCGCUCGGGUCUCCACUGGCCGACACCGAGGGUCAAAUUGACAGUGGCGCGGGCACCCAAGGGCGCGCUUGCAUAGCAUCGAAUGAUCAUACGGAGCUCACGAGCGGUGGAUCGAUAUAUAGGCUGCGCGAGACGAUCAAAACGCUUCAAGGGGAUAUGGAGAACGUGUGCGGAGCUAGGAGGGAGCGCGAGGACUGGCUGCAGCGCGAGAAUGACCGCUUGCGCGUGGAAGUCGCUCGGCUGUUAGCGCAGCAGCCGUCCAGCACAACAAGCACACUACAGAAUCCCUGCGAAGUACCCGCUCCGCCUCUACAAGCGUCCAUUUCCGCCGUCGCCAUCGCUGACUAUGCGUCCCCGCCGCCCGAUGGUGACGUUACUCUCCGUCCAUGCGCAAAUGCGGAUCUAGCAGCCUCCACGCCCGCCCUCCUCGACGCGAAUGAUGAUGCAGAGCGUUCGAUGGAGCUCGCCACACCGCUCCAGCCGACAAUUCUCUCCAUCCGCAUGGACGAGGUGUCCUCUGACGGCCCUCAUUCUGUGCCCCCCAUUCAGGCGCAUGCGAAUCUCCCAUCCAUGGCCGCGCCCGAGCCUCCACUUGUCCCCUUGCCGGACUCCCCGUCAUCGCCAGAGUUCCCGUCAUGGCUGCUGCCGUCGGUCGACUCAGAGGCGCCGCUGCCGUUUUCGCUGAGCAUGGUGCUGGCGAUGCACGAAGGUGAGAUGCCAGGUUGGUGGGCGGAGCUGCGCACGCCACCGUCGCUGCUCAGCGCGGAAGGCACUGUCAGCAGAAGUGGGGAGACGGAUGGGAUUCAAAGGCAGAGCGCGCAUGAACCAGGAGGCGUGGAUAUGGGUGCGGUGGAGGGUACAAUGGCAAGGCUAGAUGCGCUGGAGCGGGAGCUGGACGACGCGCGCCAGGAGCUGGAGGCAAGGGAUGAGGAGUUGCGGGAUCUCCGCGGGGUCGUGCAGGAGUUGAUGGAGCUGGUCUACGCGGAUGCAAAGGAUAGCAGCGACGGCGACAGGGAAGGAGACGGUGACGCAUAG